Molecule: messenger RNA, 474 nt
Organism: Hansenula anomala
Lineage: Eukaryota; Fungi; Ascomycota; Saccharomycetes; Phaffomycetales; Wickerhamomycetaceae
Exons: 1
Coding region: 1-474 (157 amino acids)
Biological process (GO): RNA splicing
Cellular component (GO): precatalytic spliceosome
Source: RefSeq, a predicted model, not a curated record
AUGAGAGAUUCAAAAGUAGAUGAUAAAGCCAAGAUCAGAUCAAGACGUGAUUCGGCGAGCCCCUCGGGAAGAAAAGUUGAUUCAAGCAAUUAUAGAGACAGAUCAAGAGAUAGAUCAUAUGAUCGAUCAAGUAUAGUAUCGAAUGGGAAUCAAACAAGGAUAGAGGAUCAAAGAAAUACAAGACAGACAGAUGAAGAAAACAAAAUUGAUUCUAAAGACCUGAAAAAUGAAGAAGAAAGAGGGCGUACAACUGAUAGAAAAUCUGACUCUAAGGAAGCUUCUGAUGAUGGUCAACAAGAUAUGAUGAUGCAAUUGAUGGGAUUUGGCUCAUUCGAUUCUACAAAAGGGAAGCAUGUUGCUGGUGUUGGUUCUGGUGGGGCCAAAAAGAAUAAAAGGGCCCACUUUAGACAGUAUAUGAAUAGAGAUAAAGGGUUCAAUAGAAACCUAUCACCUGAAAGAAGGAAAAAGAAAUGA